AUGCAAGAGUCCAAGAUAAAGGAAGAAAACACGUGCAUAAAGCAUGAGACAGUGGUCUGGUCCUGGAGAAAGAAAAAGUCUUGA
This is a messenger RNA of Spirodela intermedia, 84 nucleotides long. NCBI's taxonomy places the organism in Eukaryota, Viridiplantae, Streptophyta, Magnoliopsida, Alismatales, Araceae. The record is from the annotation of a GenBank genome assembly.